Cyclopterus lumpus (lumpfish) is the source of this 3696-nucleotide messenger RNA. It is a transcript of the gene abi2b, whose product is annotated as abl-interactor 2b. Gene Ontology annotation, molecular function: SH3 domain binding. Gene Ontology annotation, cellular component: lamellipodium. Lineage: Eukaryota; Metazoa; Chordata; Actinopteri; Perciformes; Cyclopteridae. The transcript has 10 exons. Bases 25 to 1608 code for a protein of 527 amino acids. The record is from RefSeq and is a predicted model, not a curated record.
CACAGCUCUGCUAAAGAUGUGAAAAUGGCGGAGCUACAAAUGCUUCUGGAAGAGGAGAUUCCAGCUGGACGAAGCGCACUACUAGACAGUUUCACUAAUUUGGAAAGAGUCGCGGAAUACUGCGAAAGCAACUAUGUGCAGUCUCCAGACAAGGAGAGAGCACUGGAGGAGACGAAGAACUACACCACCCAGUCUCUGGCCAGCGUUGCCUACCUGAUCAACACGCUGGCCAACAACGUGCUGCAGAUGCUCGACAUCCAGGCCUCGCAGCUCCGUCGCAUGGAGUCCUCUAUCAACCACAUCUCGCAGACUGUGGACAUCCACAAAGAGAAGGUGGCGCGGCGGGAGAUCGGCAUCCUCACCACCAACAAGAACACGUCCCGCACUCACAAGAUCAUCGCCCCGGCCAAUCCCGAGAGGCCCGUGCGCUACAUCCGCAAGCCCAUCGACUACAGCAUGCUAGACGACAUGGGCCACGGGGUCAAGGCCAGCGCUCAGAACAUGAAGGCCGGAGGAGGUGGACUCCCUCGCACAAACCCCCCCACACAGAAGCCCCCCAGCCCGCCCAUGUCGGGGAAAGGGACCCUCGGGCGCCAUUCCCCCUAUAAGACGCUUGAGCCGGUGCGUCCACCCGUUGUCCCUAAUGACUACGUCUCGAGCCCGACACGCAACAUGGCGCAACCCCUGCAGAGCCCUGCAUCCGUUAAUAAGAGGAACCGCACGUACAGCAGUGGCAGCAGUGGAGGCAGCCACCCCAGCAGCAGCCGCAGCAGCAGCCGAGAGAACAGUGGCAGCGGCAGCGUGGGCGUGCCCAUUGCCGUGCCAACCCCAGCCCCGCCCAACGCAUUCCCAGCCCCCGUCCCAUCCAACCCAGCUAAACCUCACCCCAACACUGCCACCACCAUCCCUGGACCCCAUACCACUGCCCUAGACGGCCCCCCACAGGCCCCAAACCCCCCUGUAGAGAUCCCACCUGUACCCCCGCCCCCUCCCCAGCUCCCUGCCUCUGCGGCCCCCACUGGCACGGGCCCCGCUGCUUACAGCAACCCCGCACAAGGUUCUGCUCAGUUCUACAGCAUGAAUCGCCCGGCGCAACCGCCCCAAAACUCGCAGGUGGGAGGCUCUCUGCCAUACCGCCGACCCGGGUCCGUCACCGGUCAGCCCAACAUCGCCCAGAGCCAGCUCAACGGGGGCCCCCACUUCGCCCAAAGCCAAGUCUCAGACAAGCCUCCGCCUCCGCCCUCCGACGAGCCGGUGUUUGACGAGCUGACACCUCCUCCACCACCACCGGAGGACUACGAGGACGAAGAAGAAGAGGAGGAGGGGGAUGACAACGACGAUGAUGACGAGGAGGAGUCGGCGGUGGUGGAGUACAGCGACCCCUACGCCGAGGAGGACCCGCCCUGGGCUCCACAAACCUACCUGGAGAAAGUGGUGGCCAUCUACGACUACGCUCGGGACAAGGAAGACGAGCUGUCGUUCCAGGAGGGCGCCAUCAUCUACGUGAUCAAGAAGAACGACGACGGCUGGUACGAGGGCGUGAUGCACGAGACCACAGGCCUCUUCCCCGGCAACUACGUGGAGUCUAUCAUGCACUACGCCGACUGAACAAUCCCCCCUCUGAACACAUGGGGAAGAGGUUGAUGGGGGAGGGGAGCCAAGGGUUAAAGGUCAAAGACUUUGAUCAGACAGAGCAUGAUCACCUCUGGGCGAAAAGAGAGAUGGGGAAAGAAGAAGUAGCAGUUUCUUUAAAGAAGCUGCAACAUGACAAACUGACACCCAGUCGCUCUCUCGACAGGCGCCAUUGUAAAACAACCACUACUCUAGAUAUAUUCUUCUCUGUAAUAUUUCUUUCUUUCUUUAUUUGACUGAGGAGGACUGGACUGGACGGUAAUGGAUUAUUUAGGGAGUUUUGCAUUACAUUAUGAGGCCACUACAAUGAUUUUUGCUUCAUUUUUUUUUUUUUUUUGACCAAUUUGCCCUUAUUUUUUAAAGAAUAUUUAUUUGUUUUUUGUAGUGGGAUAAAUGGUGAACCGGUGAGAGGGAUUUAGUCAGGGUUUCCAUGCCGCAGCCUUUGGAGAAAAGGGCUGGAGGAGAAUGCCUUCACGUGUCCAUUAUCUCCUUAACUCCGCAGAGACAAUUUAGAGAAAAGUACUCUUCUAAAUAUAUAUAUAUAUAUAAAGUAUAAUGCAACAACAAUAUCCUCGGUGGCAGCGAGUGUGCCAAAGCUGACGUUCACUAGGACGAGCACAUUGGAGGUCUUUAGGUGAAGCGCGGUUGAAGUGGGUCCGAAAAGUCGAGAAGACACCAGAUUUCUUGCUUCAUUUCAAAUUUGAAAAAAAAGUUUCAUUUAAUUUUAAUUCGUUAUUCUCGGCGCGCUUCACUUAACCAGCCAGUGUGCAUUUGUGAAAGAGAAGGAAUCGUCUCUCGAGAGGAGAGCGAUGGCUGCACGAUGAUCUGGAUUUAGAAGUCGUGAUUAUUGAACUAUAUUAUCUCGACUGACGAGGCUCGUCGUGUGCAGCGUUCACAUGCAUUUGAAAUGGAAGACUUUUUAUUUAAUAUUUCUUAAUUUUUCGGUGUUUACCAAGAGGUCCAGAAUCUGUUUUGCUUGCAGAGCGGCAGACUGCAUGUUUUUUCGACGAGGAGGGGAAGAAAAAAAAAAAAAAAACUCUACCGAUGAUUAAUGUCUUAAUAUUUUUAGAUAUGGUGUGGUUUGGUUUUUGAUAUUCACCCACGACGACCGCGACGCAUUUAGGUUCAUUUCUAAGGCGCUUGUGCCAUAUUGAAGUGUGCGUUGCUGUUCAGAGGUCAUCACUUCAUUUGCAAUAAAUUGGCCCGAGAGGGGAGGACCGUCGAUGGACUCCACGUCGACGUUCUCUUUUUCAGUUGUUUUAAAUCAAAAGCACAUACAUUUGUAGUAAAAAGGUGUAGAAGAAGAACUAAUAUAAAUGUGAGAUGUAUUUCGUCCUCAAAACAGGACUUAUUGAAUAUGAAAAGAUGCCAGCUGUUGUGUUGAAAUGGUUUUAACCAUCGGUCGCAGGCCCCGCCCCCCCCGCCCACGAUAUUCUCAAAGCCGUCGGUGUAGGCGUCGUUCGUCCUCCGUUGCGUCUCCGCUUGGCUGUUGGGUGUCUGCGAGAGCUCAGUGCUUGUACUUAUGUCAGAAUCUUUAUUUUCUAUUAAAAAAAAAAAAAAAGAAAGAAAAUAAAUAAUACCAAGUGGGUAUGUGUGUGAGUCUUGCAUGCCAUUGUUCUGUACCGGUGUCCCAAAAAACCUACACGGCGAGAUCACCCAUUCUUAAAAAGACAAGCGGCCCCGACCAGGUGACGCCCGCCUCACGAGGAGUGACCUGUGACCUUUGAACUGUGGGGGAGGAGGGAGGGACACAGCUUCUUUCCCAGGACAUUAGAUGUCAUUACGUCAGUUGUUUAAAAAAAAAAGUGUUUUUUUUUUUUUAAGCUGCUUAUUGAAUCCUGCAGUCAAAGACCCCACACCCACCAUCCCCACCACCAGGUGACAAUACAUACUUGUUUCAGACACUAAAAGCAUAAAACUGGGCCCUUGGUCUGCAGGAUUCACAGCUCCCUGGAGUCACAUAACAGUCCAUAAUGCCUAUGUGUUGCACAGUUAAAGUUGAAUUGCAGAAGUAUCAUAUUUGUAAAAUCAUGAGAACAAAGACAAUAAAAUUAUUAAGAUUUA